This is a messenger RNA of Tachyglossus aculeatus (Australian echidna), 1314 nucleotides long. RefSeq names its product keratin, type I cytoskeletal 14. NCBI's taxonomy places the organism in Eukaryota, Metazoa, Chordata, Mammalia, Monotremata, Tachyglossidae. Gene Ontology annotation, cellular component: keratin filament. The transcript is spliced from 9 exons. The coding region runs from base 16 to 1314 and encodes 432 amino acids. Gene Ontology annotation, molecular function: structural molecule activity. The record is from RefSeq and is a predicted model, not a curated record.
UCUUCUUCCAGCUCCAUGAAGGGAUCCUGCGGCCUUGGAGGUGGCGCCAGCCGUGUCUCCUCCGUCCUGGCCGGCGGCGGCUAUGGCAGUGGCUACGUUGGCAGCAGCUUUGGCGGAGGCCUGGGUAGUGGCUUUGGCGGAGGCCUGGGUGGCGGCUUCGGUGGGGGCUAUGGCGGGGGCUUCGGUGGGGGUCUUGGCGGUGGCUUUGGUGGUGAUGGGCUCCUGGCCGGUGGAGAGAAAGUGACCAUGCAGAACCUGAACGACCGUCUGGCCACCUACCUGGACAAGGUGCGCGCCCUGGAGGAGGCCAACGCCGACCUGGAGAUCAAGAUCCGUGACUGGUACCAGAAGCAGAGGCCCACCGAGGCCCGGGACUACAGCCCCUACUACAAAACCAUCGAGGAUCUGAGAAACAAGAUCCUCGCGGCCACCGUGGACAAUGCCAGCGUCCUCUUGCAGAUUGACAAUGCCCGCUUGGCAGCCGACGACUUCCGCACCAAGUAUGAGACUGAGCUGAAUCUGCGCAUGAGCGUGGAGGCCGACAUCAACGGGCUGCGCCGUGUCCUGGACGAGCUGACCCUGUCUCGGGCCGACCUGGAGAUGCAGAUCGAGAGCCUGAAGGAAGAACUGGCCUACCUCCGCAAGAACCACGAGGAGGAGAUGAACGCCCUGAGGGGCCAGGUGGGCGGAGAUGUCAACGUGGAGAUGGACGCUGCUCCUGGCGUGGACCUGAGCCGUAUCCUGUCUGAGAUGAGAGACCAAUAUGAGAAGAUGGCGGAGAAGAACCGCAAGGACGCAGAAGACUGGUUCUUCAGCAAGACUGAGGAGCUGAACCGUGAAGUGGCCUCCAACAGCGAACUGGUCCAGAGCAGCAAGACCGAAAUCUCGGAGCUGCGACGCACCAUGCAAAACCUGGAGAUCGAGCUCCAGUCCCAGCUCAGCAUGAAAGCCUCUCUGGAGGGCAGCCUGGAAGAGACCAAAGGACGCUACUGCAUGCAGCUCGCGCAGAUCCAGGGCCUGAUCAGUAACGUGGAAGAGCAGCUGGCCCAACUGCGCUGUGAGAUGGAACAGCAGAACCAGGAGUACAAGAUCCUGCUGGACGUCAAGACCCGGCUGGAGCAGGAGAUUGCUACCUACCGUCGCCUGCUGGAGGGCGAGGAUGCCCACCUCUCCUCUGGCUCCCACUACUCAUCCGGCUCCCAGUCCUCCAGAGACGUCACCUCCACCAGCCGCCAGGUGCGCACCAUCGUCAAGGACGUGCAUGACGGCAAGGUGGUGUCCAGCCACGAGCAGGUGCUCCGCAGCAAGAACUAA